Molecule: messenger RNA, 2872 nt
Organism: Musca vetustissima
Lineage: Eukaryota; Metazoa; Arthropoda; Insecta; Diptera; Muscidae
Gene: Tomosyn
Product: syntaxin-binding protein 5
Exons: 14
Biological process (GO): regulation of exocytosis; regulation of protein secretion
Cellular component (GO): plasma membrane; SNARE complex; cytoplasm
Molecular function (GO): GTPase activator activity; syntaxin binding; myosin II binding
Source: RefSeq, a predicted model, not a curated record
AUAUUUUCUACAACAACAUUCUAUAUGUAAAAAAUGAAAAAGUUCACAUUUAGAGGUGUUCUUGAUGGAUUUCGAAAUACGGUUCAGCCACAAACUGCACGACAAGAACAGGAGAUACAUGAAACACUGCGACCUGACCAUUUUGCAGUUAAGAAGACAUUUCGUCAUGGAUUCCCCUAUUCCCCAACGGCAUUUGCAUUUGAUCCAGUACAACGGCUGUUAGUUAUUGGCGAUAAAUCGGGCAGUCUCAGAUUAUUGGGUCGUCCUGGUGUGGACACUCAUGUCAGUCAUGAAGGCGAAUCUGCUUGUCCCGUAAUUUUAGCCGAAUUUAUAGUCAAUGAUGGCAAAUUGGUAACUGUAACCGCUGAUGACACAAUCCAUUUGUGGAAUAUACGCCAAAAAGUACCUCAAGUCAUACAAAGUUUAAAAUUUCAACGAGAAAGAGUAACAUGCAUUCACUUAGCGGUGGCGAGCAAAUGGUUGUAUGUCGGCACAGAAAAAGGCAACAUUCAUGUGGUCAAUAUCGACACAUUUGCCCUUAGCGGUUAUGUUAUAAAUUGGAACAAAGCAAUUGAAUUGGGUAGAGCUACUCAUCCUGGUGCUGUGAUUGCAUUAUGUGAUAAUCCAAUAGAUGCAAAUAAGUUAUUACUUGCAUACGAAUGUGGUUUGCUGGUCCUAUGGGAUUUGAAGGGCAAAUGUGCCGAAAUACGAUGGGCUUCUUCAGAUCCAGUCAAGUCAAUAGCAUGGCAUUAUGAAGGAAAAUAUUUUGUAUCCUCGCAUAAAGAUGGUUCCAUAUGUUCAUGGCCCAUGAGGCCGACCCCAAAACCUCAAUCUUUAGUAUAUCCUCAUGCCAAAACGUCAAGAGAGGGUACAAUAGAAAAAUGCAAUCCCAUUUUUAAAGUUGAUUUGAAAGCUUCUCAAUCUGGAGAGACCUUUACGAUUUUUUCGGGUGGUAUGUCAACGGAGAAGGGAGCAAAAUCGAAUUGUAUCACUGUUAUGGUGGGGAAAACCACCACCGUUUUAGAAAUGGAACAUGCUGUUGUUGAUUUUAUAACUCUUUGUGAAAACCCUUGGACGAGUGAAACACAAGAACCAUAUGCGAUAGCAGUACUCCUGCAGUAUGAUUUAGUAUUAAUAGACUUACUUACACCCGGUUUUCCAUGUUUCGAAUCGCCUUAUCCCAUGGACUUACACGAAUCACCUGUUACAUAUUGCACUUACUUAACUGAUUGCCCCUCGGAUUUGGUUCCUGCUUUUUACUCUGUUGGCCGCACUACGACAUCCAAAAAAACUGGUUUCUCCGAAAGGGAAUGGCCUGUAUCAGGUGGAGAGUGGUCGCCAGCGUCUUGUAGUUAUGCCGAAAUAGUCAUAACAGGCCAUCAAGAUGGCACCUUGAAAUUUUGGGAUUCUGGUGCGGGAUCAUUACAGAUUUUGUAUAAAUUGAAAACGGCGAAAAUAUUCGAAAAAUCCAAAUCCAUGCAAACAGACAGCAGUACAGAACAUCCACUGGCCAUUCAACUGAUACAUCUUUGUUCGGUGUCAAGGCGUUUGUGUGUGGCCGGUGCUAUGGGCCAAGUUAUUUUAUUUAAAUUUCGCAAAGUUGAGACGACUUCAGAAGUGCUGGUUCUGGAGAUUCCAAUACUCUUUGAAAACUUUGACGAUAUUUAUGGCACUAGUCCGGAAUGUGAUUUUAUACCACAUCAAGUUCAAAAAACAGAAUCUAGUGAAUCCGAUAAGACGGAUAACCUAUUGCGUGUUAAAUCAGGAGCGCAAAGGAAACCUCCUGGGUUUCAGUCACAAUUGGUUUGUCUGACAACUGGUCCAAACAAAAGAACUGUUCAAGUGACAUCAUUAUGUAUCAGUUCUGCAUAUGGAUUAAUGGCUUAUGGUACAGAAUAUGGGCUUGUAAUAAUCGAUAUUAUACAAAAAGUCUGCUUACUGAGCAUUGCUUGUCCAGAUCUGUAUGGCGCCCAUGAUCCCUAUUCCCGUACUCCAAAAAGUCCCAAACGCAUUGAAACAAAAGAUGAUCAAAGUCGUUCGCCCAGCUCCGAUCAGCUUCACGACACCACUAGCCCCGAUAGUCCAUCUAUUGAGUACAUAGCUGAGGCAAACGAAUCGAAUGCCGAACAAUCGAAUCCAUCAUCUCGGCCUGCUUCGCCGGAGGAGGAAAAAGGUGCCGUUGGUGGUGCGGGAAUGUUUGCAAAGAGUCCAAUGCGUGACGAAGCGUCAAUUCCACCCAAGGAUCUUCCCGACAGACGCAAGUCCAUGUCUUGGAAAACAUUCAAUUUGAAACGUCAAUUAUCCAAAGUCAAUAUGAAAAUCGGUCUGAACAUGAGCAAUGAGAGUGAAACGGCGGUGCCAAAGAGCUCCUCUGUCUUUUACACACAAACUGAAUGCUCGGCAGAAAACAGCGAUGAAUCCCCACCGAAGGAUCCGAUUGCAGUGGGUGUGGAAUGCAGAGAAAGCAUGACCGAGAAUAGUAUGGCCGAAGUGGCAGAUGCUAUAGCAGAGAGUGCAAAUGUGGGUGGAAUCGAAAGGGCCAAUAGCAGUGAAACGUCACCACCACCUCCUUUACCCAGCAAGCGUGUAGAUUUUGCCAAUGACGCCGAUGCUGGUGGCCAACAAAAUACCAGGCCAAAUAAUUUGCCAAUUACAAGCAGUGGAGGCGGCGAUUCAGCAAAUAUGGCACCGCCAACCCGACCACCACGUCAAAAACUCAAAGAGAAACGCGAUCAACGUUUGCUCUCAGUUCCGAAUAUAAAGUAUCAGGUGCGCGAAGCUCGCCUACGUACAAAUCGUAAUGAUUCAUCACCGUCGCUUGGUAGUGGUGGUGGCGCUAGUGGUAGUGGUACCGCCGUUACCAAGAAAACCC